Anopheles aquasalis is the source of this 897-nucleotide messenger RNA. RefSeq lists its product as uncharacterized. Gene Ontology annotation, molecular function: acyltransferase activity, transferring groups other than amino-acyl groups. The record is from RefSeq and is a predicted model, not a curated record. NCBI's taxonomy places the organism in Eukaryota, Metazoa, Arthropoda, Insecta, Diptera, Culicidae.
UCGGUCGACGCUUCGCUACAGCACAGUUUUGCCAUCUCCACGAUGACGACUGACACGUUGGUUCCCAUUCCGAUCGAAGAUUUGGAGGAACUAAGGGAUCUUUAUCAACACAACUGGCCCCACAACGAGCCAACCUACAAUCUCAUCCAGAACUACAUCGACUGGCAUCGCAUCGAUCGGAAGCUGAAAGAUUUUGCUAUAUACUCGCUCAACGGAACAUGGCGCCAGAAUGGGACAUUCGUGCUGGAGGACCGGUAUCUGCUGUUUUUCUAUAGCCUCGAUGACACGAAUGAUACGGUACGACGCGCGCUUGAUCUUGUAGACUGGGACUACUCGUGGCAGGUAUCGGCGUAUCAUGAUACACACCGAGCAGCAAUGUUGGAGAUCAUUCAGAAGCACAACCUGCAGCUAAUUUUUGACUUACCAACGGAAACACGCUAUCUGCGCAAAGAAGCUGCACUUCAGUUUACCAUCGACGUUCCAGCAGGCACUUCCCUUCGCCCGUUGUCCGGUGAGGAUGCCGUCAAGGCCAACGCACUGUGGCCACACCGGGCCAAGGGUUCCGAGUUUCUACUGAAACGGUUAGCUCUGUGGAACGCUAGUGUUGGAUUGUUUGAUGAGAGCACGAACGAGAUGUUGGCAUGGUGCUUCCGCCUUACUCCUGGUCCUAAUGGGGCGCUAGAGGUUCCGGUCGAGCACCGGCGCAAAGGUUACGGUACGCUCGUGACGAAAGCGUUGGCCGUAAAGCUGGCCGAGAUGGGCUGCAUUUCUUACGGAUUCAUUCUCAAAAGAAACACAGCUUCCAUCGAUAUGUUCCGCAAGCUUGGCUUCGAGAACGUCGGUAGCAUGUACUGGACCCGGAACGUUGACCGAAAGCUCGUCGAAUGGGACGGCUAG